This is a messenger RNA of Miscanthus lutarioriparius, 993 nucleotides long. The record is from the annotation of a GenBank genome assembly. NCBI's taxonomy places the organism in Eukaryota, Viridiplantae, Streptophyta, Magnoliopsida, Poales, Poaceae.
AUGAGCUCUCGCAUGGCCGGGGCAGCGCUUCUGCGCCACCUAGGUCCGCGCCUGUUCGCGGCCGAGCCGGCCGUGUCCGGGCUCACCGCGAGGGGCGUCAUGCCCGCGGCCGCGAGGCUUCUCCCCGGGCGGAUGGCCAGCACCGCCGCGGAGGCUGCCAGAGAGGAUGCGGGUGCAAAACAGCACGGCGGCACCGGGAAGCGGGAGGAGGCAGCAGACGGGCAGAGCAAGAAGGCCAUCGUCAGCUACUGGGGCAUCGAGACGCCUAAGCUCGUCAAGGAGGACGGCACGGAGUGGAAGUGGCCCUGCUUCCGGCCGUGGGACGCGUACACGUCGGACACGUCCAUCGACGUGAAGAAGCACCACGCGCCGACGACGCUGCCGGACAAGGCGGCGUACCUGAUCGUCAAGUCGCUGCGCGUGCCCAUGGACCUCUUCUUCCAGCGCCGGCACGCCAGCCACGCGCUGAUGCUGGAGACGGUGGCGGCCGUGCCGGGCAUGGUGGGCGGCAUGCUCCUCCACCUGCGCUCGCUCCGCCGCUUCGAGCACAGUGGCGGCUGGGUCCGCGCGCUGCUCGAGGAGGCCGAGAACGAGCGCAUGCACCUCAUGACGUUCCUCGAGGUCACGCAGCCGCGCUGGUGGGAGCGCGCGCUUGUGCUCGCCACGCAGGGCGUCUUCUUCAACGCCUACUUCGUCGGCUACCUUCUCUCUCCCAAGUUCGCGCACCGCGUCGUCGGCUACCUCGAGGAGGAGGCCGUGUACUCCUACACCGAGUACCUCAAGGACCUCGAGGCCGGCAUCAUCGAGAACACGCCGGCGCCCGCCAUCGCCAUCGACUACUGGCGCCUCCCCGCCGACGCCAAGCUCAAGGACGUCGUCACCGUCGUGCGCGCCGACGAGGCGCACCACCGCGACGUCAAUCACUUCGCGUCGGACAUCCAUUACCAGGGGAUGAAGCUUAGGGACACGCCCGCGCCGCUCGGUUAUCACUAA